AUGGCGCUGCUGCGGCCCGGGCUCUGCGCCGGCCUCACGGCCGAGAUGGCGCCGCUGCUGCGGGCGAGCGGGCUGCGCACGGUGGUGGACUUUGUCUCGUCAGACCUGGAGGACGUUGCACAGAAGUGUUCCCUGUCUUACAAGGCCCUGGUUGCUGUGAGACGUGUGCUCCUGGCCCAGUUCUCAGCCUUCCCUGCCAAUGGAGCAGACCUCUAUGAGGAGCUCAAGAGUUCUACAGCCAUCCUGUCCACAGGAAUCUCAAGCUUGGAUAAACUGCUGGACUCUGGGCUGUACACAGGGGAAGUGACGGAGAUCAUGGGAGUGCCUGGCAGUGGGAAGACACAGGUGUGCCUCAGCAUCGCAGCCAGCGUGUCCCUUGGCCUCAAGCAACACGUUCUGUUUCUUGACUCCACGGGGGGAUUCACAGCCUCCCGCCUCCACCAGAUGCUUCAAGCAGAAGCAGAGGACGAGGAAGAACAGCUGGAGGCUCUGCAGAGGGUUCAGGUGGCUCGAGUGUUCAACAUCUAUGAAAUGCUGGGAGCCUUGCAGGAGCUUCGGGACAGCUUUUCCCAGCAGGUUAUGAGCUGCAUGGGGCCUCUCAAGGUUGUGCUGAUCGACUCGGUUUCAGCUGUGAUUUACCCGCUGCUGGGGGGCAAACAGUCAGAGGGCUUGGCCCUCAUGAUGCAGCUGGCCAGGGAGCUGAAGAUGCUGGCCAGGGAGUUCAGCCUUGCAGUUGUGGUGACUAACCAGGUGACAAGGGACAGUGGCACUGGCCCCUUGAAGCCAGCCCUCGGCCGCUCCUGGAGCUUCGUACCUAGCACCCGGGUGCUGCUGGAGAGCAAGGAGGUGGCCUGGGAGAAGGGCGGCAUGCAGCGUGUUGCCUCCCUUGCAAAAUCGCCCCGGCAGCCAACAGGGAUCCAGGUGCAACUGGAUAUUGGGAAUAGUAAUGGACAAGGCGGGAGCCCAGCAACAACCACACAGGGGAUGUGAUGCAGGUGGAAAAGCAAAUAUUAAGGUCCAAGAUAGCUGCAAGAAGAGUUUGCCAGCACACUGCAGGUUUCAAAUGGACUCCGUGGUCUGGAUGAGGUGAGGGGGAGGUCCAGCAGCCCUGGAAGGACCAAGAGGAAGAAGCUGUUCUCUGCUGGGGAGAAAAUGAAUUGAGGAGGUCCUGGGGGUCCUAGCCCAGCAUGUGCAGCCUGCUCGGUGGCAGUGUUGCCAGUGCUGGUGCAGGUUCAUCUCUCAUCAUCACAGGUGGCUCUGAGGAGUUAGUGUGAGACCAUCUGGCUGCUCACUGUGUAAACCUGAGACUCCUUGGGACUCAGGGAGAGUUUUGUUCCUCCAUAACUUGCUGUUUUCUCAGUGUUCUGACCUUACUUGGGCCAUCCCAUAGGGGUUUUGAAUGAGGAAGAGCGUGCUGUUGCAGUUGUCAAGAGUUGGAAUUCGAUUAAUGACUUCUACUGUGUCUUAAUUAAACUUUUUAAGGGCA
Molecule: messenger RNA, 1486 nt
Organism: Nothoprocta perdicaria
Lineage: Eukaryota; Metazoa; Chordata; Aves; Tinamiformes; Tinamidae
Gene: RAD51D
Product: RAD51 paralog D
Exons: 10
Coding region: 1-990 (329 amino acids)
Biological process (GO): telomere maintenance; double-strand break repair via homologous recombination; reciprocal meiotic recombination
Cellular component (GO): centrosome; Rad51B-Rad51C-Rad51D-XRCC2 complex; replication fork
Molecular function (GO): ATP hydrolysis activity; four-way junction DNA binding; ATP-dependent DNA damage sensor activity
Source: RefSeq, a predicted model, not a curated record